GUUGAACUAUGAGCUGGCUUAGCUAAUUGGGUUGUAAUUUUGUAUCUUCUUCUUCUUCAACCUAGAAUGCCCAAAACCAGAGCUGCUCUCUCUCUGUAUCUGAACUAAUGAUGGAGAAAGAAUCAAAGGUUGUGGGAGUAGGCCUCAUAAUACUCCUCCAUGUCUGGUUCCUUUCAAUUUGUGUUGCUACUGAAACCAAGGCCUGCAGGUCUUCUUGCGGGGAUAUCCAAAUCAGCGAUCCUUUUCGAUUAGAAGGUGAUUCAACUGGCUGCGGUUAUCCCGAGUAUGAAUUGGCUUGUAAAAACAACCGUACCAUAUUAGAUGGGAAAUACUAUGUCAAGGAGAUCAACUACAAUAACUACACCAUUAGAGUAGUAGUUCUUGGGAUAGAGAAGGGAAACUGUUUCUCUACUCCUCUCUAUUCCUUGGCACCAUAUAAUUAUAGAUUUGAAUCUGGUUUUGGACACAAUACCAUAGUUUUGAUGAACUGCACCAGGCAAAUCAGUGAUCAAAACUACAUUCCUAUUACUCCUUGCAAUACAAGUACCAACGGUUCUUCCCCUUCUUCACCAUCAUACGCUUAUGCUCUAGUUGGAAACUCCAAGCAGGUGGGUGAUCUUCCCUACUCGUGCACCUUUGGCACUACUGUUAUUACUGGUAAAUUGCAGGCAGUUUCAGAGCCCCCCAUUAGAUCAAUGUCAGAUGUGCAACAAAGCCUUCUUAUGGGGGUUGAGCUUUCAUUUUUGGGAUUCCGCUGCAGAGAAUGCGCGAAAGGCCUACUCUGCUAUGCAAAUAUUAGUAACAACACUAUACAAUGCUUCACAUGGCAUACCAGAAAAUAUUGGCUUAAGUUUUUGAAAGACGACGUACUGGUUCCAGUGGUCUCCUUCUUCACCCGUGCAUUUUUUCGAAGCCCUUUUACAAUCCAAGGUCUUAAAAAUUAUCUUGUCCAAAAUCUUGGUUCAUAUGACUCCAGGACUGUUGUAAUUGGAGCCUGGUUUCUUCAAAAGACUGUCAUAAUAAUCAUUGGAGGGCGCACUGUGAUUGGGAUAUCUUGCCUGCUUGGUUAUUUGAUCUACAAGUUUCGAAGAAGACACUUAUCCGCAGAUGAUAAUAUUGAAGAAUUUCUGCGAACUCAUCAAAAUCUCCAGCCCAUCAGGUACUCAUAUUCACAUUUAAAGAAGAUGACCAACAAUUUUAAGAGCAAGUUAGGCCAAGGAGGUUUUGCCUCCGUAUACAAAGGAAAACUUCGAAGUGGUCAUAUUGUAGCAGUAAAAAUGUUAACCAUGUCAAAAGCUAAGGAACAAGAUUUCAUCAAUGAAGUUGCUACAAUCGGAAGGAUUCACCAUGUUAAUGUGGUACGACUUGUUGGAUUUUGUGUAGAAAGAUCAAAAUGGGCUCUUAUAUAUGAUUUCAUGCCAAACGGGUCUCUUGAUAAGUUCAUCUUUUUUGAUGGAGAAAAGAGUGCUCCUUUGAGUUGGGAUAGAUUAUAUAUGAUUGCACUUGGAGUAGGACGUGGAAUUGAAUAUUUACAUCAAGGGUGUGACAUGCAAAUUCUACAUUUUGAUAUCAAGCCCCACAAUAUUCUUUUGGAUGAAAACUUUACUCCAAAAGUUUCAGAUUUUGGACUUGCUAAAUUAUAUUCAACAGAUGAAAGUGUUGUAUCCCUCACUGCAGCCCGAGGAACAUUAGGAUAUAUUGCUCCGGAGUUGUUUUAUAAAAACAUUGGAGGAGUAUCAUAUAAAGCUGAUGUUUAUAGUUUUGGAAUGUUAUUGAUGGAAAUAGUAGGAAAGCGGAGGCACAUGAGUGUUCAUGAGGAGAAUCUCAGUGAAAUAUUCUUCCCAUCAUGGAUUCAUGACAAAAUCAAACAGGGAGAAGAUAUUGAAAUUGGUGAUGCCAAAGAAGAAGAUAUGAAAUAUAUGAAAAAGAUGGUCAUCGUUGCAUUAUGGUGUGUGCAAAUGAAGCCCACAGACCGGCCUUCCAUGAGCAAAGCACUGGAGAUGCUGGAAGGUGAGGUUGAACUCUUGCAAAUGCCUCCUAAGCCUACUCUUUAUUCUCAUGAAAUGUCAGCUGAAGACCGGGAGAACAGUCCAAUUGGUGUACCAUUUUCCUCAUGCAAUGGUAAUAUUACAUUUAGCCUAGAUGGAAGGUAACUUACACAGUAUCUACUUGUAGACUCUCUCUCUCUCCCUCCCCCCCUCUCUCUAUAUAUGUAUAAGCUAGGCAGUAUGGAGCCUUGUUCCCUUUCUUUUCGGAUUCUAAGGUAUAUACCCAAAGUCUGAAUAAAAUAUGGAAACUAACAUUGAAUUUUUUUCUUAUGA
Messenger RNA from Vitis riparia (riverbank grape), 2321 nucleotides. Its product is annotated as LEAF RUST 10 DISEASE-RESISTANCE LOCUS RECEPTOR-LIKE PROTEIN KINASE-like 2.3. The transcript is spliced from 6 exons. NCBI's taxonomy places the organism in Eukaryota, Viridiplantae, Streptophyta, Magnoliopsida, Vitales, Vitaceae. The record is from RefSeq and is a predicted model, not a curated record. Gene Ontology annotation, molecular function: ATP binding; protein kinase activity; polysaccharide binding. Bases 108 to 2153 code for a protein of 681 amino acids. Gene Ontology annotation, biological process: protein phosphorylation.